Messenger RNA from Melampsora larici-populina 98AG31, 1240 nucleotides. RefSeq lists its product as uncharacterized. The transcript is spliced from 7 exons. The coding region runs from base 68 to 1006 and encodes 312 amino acids. Gene Ontology annotation, molecular function: AMP kinase activity; ATP binding. Gene Ontology annotation, cellular component: cytoplasm; mitochondrion. Gene Ontology annotation, biological process: ADP biosynthetic process. Lineage: Eukaryota; Fungi; Basidiomycota; Pucciniomycetes; Pucciniales; Melampsoraceae. The record is from RefSeq and is a predicted model, not a curated record.
GAAACCCUGUUGCGUGGAGUUGAUUGAGCAGAGUGACUGAUCGAUUAGCUUCUGGAAAUCUUGAAUCAUGGCCACGACUACUACCGGCGGUACGAAGGAUUCUGAAUUACCACCUUCGAAGUUACCAGCAGAUCAACAACAUGCGAUCGAGAAGUUUGGCAGUAUCAGUGGUAAUCAAGUUGGUACUUCAAGCAGUGAGAUCAGUUACUUGAAACAACUCGUUUCUGAACUAUCUUCAAAAAUCGAUGCUUUGGAAAAGCAAGCCACAGGUGGAGCUGAGCAAGUUGUUCAAUCUAUUAAGCAGACUAUGACCUCGACCCCCGCAGAGCAACUUCGCCUAGUCCUCAUGGGUCCUCCUGGCGCAGGUAAAGGUACACAGGCUCCAAAGAUCAAAGAAAAAUACUGCGUUUGUCAUCUCUCAACUGGAGAUAUGCUUCGGGAACAAGUUUCAAAAGGUACGGAAUUAGGUCAAGCUGCAAAGAAGAUCAUGGAUUCUGGAGGUUUAGUAAGCGAUGAGAUUAUGGUCAAUAUGAUUAAAGAUCAGCUAGAAAACAACCGAGAGUGUAGUAACGGUUUUAUAUUAGAUGGAUUCCCACGAACAGUUCCUCAGGCUGAAAAGCUUGAUGAAAUGUUAGCAGCCAAGAAGCAAGAUUUAGAUCUUGCUGCUGAAUUAGUCAUUGAUGACAACCUUUUGGUGAGCCGUAUCACUGGUCGAUUGAUUCAUCCUCAAAGUGGUCGAUCCUACCAUUUAGAAUUCAAUCCUCCAAAAGUCCCCAUGAAAGAUGACCAAACAGGCGAGCCUCUAAUUCAACGAUCUGACGAUAAUGCUGAAACGCUCAGAAAACGAUUAGGUGGUUACCAUAAGCAAACAGACGCAGUUGCUGGUUAUUACAAAAAGAAAGGCAUUUGGGUAGGAGUAGAUGCAGCUCAAAGUCCAUCAACAGUAUGGAGUAGUCUUUUAGACGCCUUUAAAAAUUGCCAUAAGCCGAAUGAUACUAAAAAAUAAAGUUGCUCAACAUAAAGGUUUUUUGUAUGUAGGAAACUUUCAUUUCUUGUGAAUUUGUUCCCAUGAUUUGAAGUUUCUUUCAUGAUAAUGUAAAAAGGCCUCAUUAUUACAAGUCAAUCCAAUCAAAAAAGCCUACACGUGUAUCUGAAUGUUAUUCAAAUCUUUACUCUGAGGACUUUCUUGUAGCUGAUCCUUUGAUAUCCCUCAUUGGAGCUAACUAUAUAUAUCCUUAUC